AUGCCGGCACCAAAGAUCUCGUUUGUGCCAGGGUCAAGAGCCCUGAAUCUCAAGAGGGUCGUGUCAGUGCAUGCGAAGAAGGAGGGCAAAACCACAGAGGCAGAGGUGGUGCCCGAUGCCCCUCCCAGCAAGGGCAGUGCCGCCGAGGACGACCCCAACCGCGCUUUCUUCCUCGGAGUGAAAGGGAACGCUCAGAUGCUGGGCAUCCGUGGCGCAGCGGUUGAGACCGACAUCUGGAAGAUUCGGCUGCAGCUCACCAAGCCUGUGACCUGGAUUCCACUCAUCUGGGGUGUGAUCUGCGGUGCUGCCGCCUCUGGAAACUUUGAGUGGACCUUCAGGGACUGCGCGCUGAGCGCGCUGUGCAUGCUAAUGUCCGGCCCUCUGCUCACGGGCUUCACACAGACCAUGAACGAUUACUACGAUCGCGAGAUGGACGCCAUCAACGAGCCCAACCGCCCGAUCCCGUCUGGCGCCAUCCCUGAGGGGGAUGUUGUCGCGCAGAUCUGGAUCCUCUUCUUCACCAGCAUUGCAGUGGCAUAUACGCUGGAUCAGGCAUCACCCUCGCACGACAAUCUGCAACUCACGGGGCUGGCGCUGAUCGGCAGCUUCAUCUCCUUUGCUUACUCGGUGCCGUGGAUCAAGCUUAAGCGCUCUGGCUGGAUCGGCAACUAUGCCCUGGGGAGCAGCUACAUUGCGCUGCCCUGGUGGGCUGGACAGAUCCUCUUCGGCCAGCUGCGACUGGAUGUGGCCAUCCUGACGAUGCUGUACUCCAUUGCCGGCCUGGGCAUUGCCAUCGUCAACGACUUCAAAUCCAUCAAAGGCAGGGUCGCAGGGGAGGACUAUGUCAUGCUCCCGCCCUGCAAUCGGCAGAGGGCGGGCGCUGUAUGGAUCUGCGACCGCGAGCUGGGCCUGAACAGCCUGCCCGUAGCGUUUGGCAUCGAGAAGGCCAAGUGGAUCUGUGCCGCGAGCAUCGACGUCACGCAGCUCGGCGUGGCAGCGUACUUGGCAUGGGGCCUCAACGAGCCCUACUACGCAGCAGGCAUCGCCGCUUGCCUGGCGCCCCAGGUGUACGCUCAGGUGCGCUACUUUCUCCCCGACCCCGUGGCCAACGAUGUCAAGUACCAGGCGACGGCCCAGCCCUUCCUCGUCAUCGGCCUGCUGGUCACGGCACUGGCCAUCGGGCACCAGGCCACGCCAGUCGCGCUGGGGUGA
Messenger RNA from Auxenochlorella protothecoides, 1212 nucleotides. Its product is annotated as Chlorophyll synthase, chloroplastic. Bases 1 to 1212 code for a protein of 403 amino acids. NCBI's taxonomy places the organism in Eukaryota, Viridiplantae, Chlorophyta, Trebouxiophyceae, Chlorellales, Chlorellaceae. The record is from RefSeq and is a predicted model, not a curated record. Gene Ontology annotation, cellular component: membrane. The transcript has 8 exons. Gene Ontology annotation, molecular function: transferase activity, transferring alkyl or aryl (other than methyl) groups.